GACUGGAGCGGCCAGGUUCAGAAUGGGGUGCCCCGCAAUCCCGCACUGCAAACCUCUGGCUCCCGCUCCGUACCCUUAGGCACCCGUGCACUUGUGCAAGACUUUCCCGCCAGAGCCCUCUAGAACGCAACUUCAACAUUGGAAUGAAUGGAAACCUCCAAGAAACGUUCAAUUGAGCGCGCUCAUUGAGAAACACAACCCUCCCCCUCCCCCGCCAGAAUGGCUUAUUCUGAGGAGCAAGGAGGUGUCCCCUGUGGUUUCAUCCGUCAGAAUUCCAGCAACUCCGUUUCCUUGGACUUUGAGCCCAACACAGAGUAUCGGUUCGUAGAGCAGUUAGAAGAGCGCUACAAAUGUGCCUUCUGCCACUCUGUGCUUCACAACCCCCACCAGACGGGCUGUGGGCACCGCUUCUGCCAGCACUGCAUCCUGUCCCUGAGAGAAUUAAAUGCAGUCCCACUCUGCCCUGUAGAUAAGGAGGUUAUCAAAUCUCAGGAGGUGUUUAAAGACAAUUGCUGCAAAAGGGAAGUCCUCAAUUUGUAUGUAUAUUGCAAAAAUGCUCCUGGAUGUAAUGCCAAGAUUAUUCUGGGACGAUACCAGGACCACCUUCAGCAGUGCCUAUUUCAAGCUGUGCAGUGUUCUAACGAGCACUGUCAGGAAUCAGUCCUUCGGAAAAAUCUGAAAGAGCAUUUGAGUGCAUACUGCCAGUUUCGAGAGGAAAAAUGCCUUUAUUGCAAAAAGGACGUGGUAGUAAUCAAUCUACAGAAUCACGAGGAAAACAUGUGUCCCGAGUACCCAGUAUCUUGUCCCAACAAGUGUUUGCAGAUUAUUCCAAGAACUGAGGUGGAUGAGCACCUUGCUGUGUGUCCUGAAGCUGAACAAGACUGCCCUUUUAAGCAGUAUGGCUGUCCUGUCAAGGAUAAGCGGGGGAACCUUCAGGAGCAUGAGCAUUCAGCCUUACGGGACCACAUGCUCCUGGUUUUAGAAAAGAAUCUCCAAUUAGAAAAACAGAUUUCUGACUUACAUAGGAGCCUAGAACGGAAAGAAAGUAAAAUUCAGCAGCUAACGGAAACGGUAAAUAAAUUCGAAAAGGAGUUCAAGCAGUUUGCACAGCUGUUUGGCAAAAAUGGAAGCUUCCUCUCAAACAUCCAGCUUCUUGCGAGUCACCUUGACAAGUCCGCUUGGCUAGAAGCUCAAGUGCGCCAGUUACUACAAAUGGCUAACCAGCAAGAAACUAAAUUUGACCUGAGGGCUUUGAUGGAAGCAAUUGACACAGUGAAACAGAAAAUUACCCUGCUAGAAACCCAUGAUCAAAGAAUAGUUGUUUUGGAAGGAGAGACUAACAAACAUGAUGUCCACAUUAAUAUUCAUAAAGCACAGCUGAAUAAAAAUGAAGAACGAUUUAAACUGCUAGAAGGUGCCUGCUAUAAUGGAAAGCUCAUCUGGAAGGUGACAGACUACAAGAUGAAAAAGAGGGAGGCGCUGGAAGGGCACACGGUAUCCAUCUUCAGCCAGCCUUUCUACACCAGCCGGUGUGGCUACCGGCUCUGUGCUAGAGCAUACCUGAAUGGGGACGGGUCUGGGAAGGGGACGCACCUGUCGCUGUACUUUGUGGUGAUGCGAGGGGAGUUUGACUCACUGUUGCAGUGGCCAUUCAGGCAGAGGGUGACCCUGAUGCUUUUGGACCAGAGUGGCAAAAAGAACCAUAUUAUGGAGACCUUCAAGGCUGACCCCAAUAGCAGCAGCUUUAAAAGACCUGAUGGGGAGAUGAACAUUGCCUCUGGCUGUCCCCGCUUUGUGGCUCAUUCCACUUUGGAGAAUGCCAAGAAUACCUACAUUAAAGAUGACACCAUCUUCCUGAAAGUGGCUGUGGAUUUAACUGACCUGGAGGAUCUCUAGCCACUGUUUCUAGGGUGACAAAAGGACUUCUUGGGUCCAGAACCAUGGAGGAGACACCUUUUAUUAUCAUAUUGACUGAAUUUAGACUCAGUGCACAUUUGUAUUUGGCUUUUUGCCCUCAAUAUUUGAAGUCAGUUAAAACUUCCCAAGUGCCGUCUUGUUUUUACAUUUUACUCUGUCCCAGUUUGAAACUUAAAACAUUUAGAAUAUCCUCGUGUUAUUUAUAUUUUUAUAUCUCUUAAAAGAUGUUAAAUUUCUUGAAAGCAAAGUCUGGGGUGUCUCUCUUUUUUACUGGUGCUUAGCAUGGGGUCUCCAGGUAGGCAUUCUCUAAUGUUAAAUGUUAUUAAGGACACAGAGAUAGAAUUCCCAAUGAAAAUGCUUUGGUAUUUUAUUAUUUGGUCUGCUGAUUCUAGACCUUACCAUAAGCCUGCAAACGCCACUAUUUAGGGUAGGCUGUUCCAGUUAAGUAGAUGGGUAGUAUACUUAAAAAGAUUAAUAUGCUCAGUUUGGAUCAGACUUGUUUUGGUCAAGUACUAAAUUUUGUGGAAAUUAUUAUAUCUCUAAAUAGUUUCAUGAAAUUUACCCAGUAGUCAGCAAGCACAGUUUUGCAAGGCUGCAUAGGAACUGGUGAAUGGAGUAGGCAUUUUCAUUCUCCCUGCUGCAGUAAAGCAGAAACUACUGCAUAGGAUGUAGAUAAGGAGAUAUAGCCAGCCAACUAAAGUUCAGAUUUUACUAUGUGAAAAAACUGUUUUCAUAGGUCAAAAAUGGUCAAAUAUUAGCAGUUUCAUAAGGUUCAAUUUAAUAAAUAUAGUCAUGCACUGCAUAAUGACAUUUCAGUCAUCAACAGGCCACAUACACCAUGGUGAUCCCAUAAGAUUGGUAUCAUAUAGCCUAGGUGUGUAGUAGGCUACACCAUCUCGGUUUGUGUGAGUACACUCUAUGAUGUUCACAUAGGAACGAGAUUGCCUAGUGACACACUUGUCAGAAUGUGUCCCUGUCAUUAAGCAACACAUAAGUGUGUAUAUAUAUGUAUAUGUAUACAGAUAGUUUAAAGGUAUUUUGGUAGUAAUAGUAAAUUAAUGUGAGGAUGGGCAAGAUUUAGUAUAUGAAGGAGAAACUGUUAUAAAUGGAUAAGAAGAAUUUAAAACCUAGGGAGAAUUAUUACAAUUUCCUAUGAGUGUCAGAAAUACUCCCAUCCAAAACUGAUUGCCAAAAACAGUAUCUCCUAUUCUUUUUGAGAGAACUUUUGAAUUCAUAAAUUGCUAAGAAAUGGGCAUUUAUAUAAACAUGUGACUUUUCUUGUCGAAGUCCUGAGUACUUUGUGAAGAAGAGAAAUCAUUAUGUUCUUGUGCCUCUAUCUGUAAGGGUCUUAGGGUGUAUAUAUAAGUUGAGAUGAGCCCUUCUGACUCUUGAUAAGCCUGAGCUUAACAAAAAAAUAUCCAGUCUUCCUGAGCCUAAUUUGUUGUUAUGCAACUGAGCAUUACUCCACUCAGACUGGCUCCCUUGAGUGUGCAAGGACAAGUGCCAUGGGCUGAGGGCCACUUACUGCAGCUCACUUGGGUGAUCACCAUGCAUGCACCUGACAACUUUUGAACAGUUAACCUGAUAGAAGCAGCAUGAUUUGUACCAGUGGUUUCUGGAAUAAUUGGAACUUUCUUAAUCUCUUCUGUGAACUUUUCAAGAUGCUAAAGACUCAUAUUGCAGAAACCAUCCCAAAGGGUUAAAUUCAGAGAAAGAAGUUCACAAUAGAAGUAUACUAAAGAACGACACUGUAGCUGCUGGUGAACUGGUACAGUUGAUGGGUAACACA
Molecule: messenger RNA, 3706 nt
Organism: Equus caballus (horse)
Lineage: Eukaryota; Metazoa; Chordata; Mammalia; Perissodactyla; Equidae
Source: RefSeq, a predicted model, not a curated record